AUGGCGCUGGCGUUCGACGAUUUCGGACGGCCCUUCAUCAUCCUGAGGGAGCAGGAGAGCAAGUCCCGCCUGCGGGGGCUCGACGCGCACAAGGCCAACGUCGCCGCCGGCAAGGCCGUCGCGCGCAGCCUCCGCACCUCCCUCGGCCCCAAGGGCAUGGACAAGAUUCUCCAGUCCCCCGACGGCGACGUCACCAUCAGUAACUGCUCCACCGCACUCUCUCACUCCCCUCCAAAUGACGGAGCGACGAUCCUGGAGCAAAUGGAUGUUGACAACCAGAUUGCAAAGCUGAUGGUGGAGCUUUCCCGUAGUCAAGACUAUGAAAUUGGGGAUGGUACUACCGGGGUGGUGGUCCUAGCAGGGUCGCUCCUGGAGCAAGCUGAGAAACUGCUAGAGCGUGGUAUUCACCCGAUUAGAAUUGCCGAAGGAUAUGAAAUGGCUUCCAAGAUAGCUUUUGAUCACCUUGAACAUAUCUCCACUAGGUUUGAGUUCACUGCUGCAAAUAUAGAGCCCUUGGUGCAGACCUGCAUGACAACUCUGUCCUCAAAGAUUGUUAACCGUUGUAAGCGGAUGCUUGCUGAGAUUGCUGUCAGGGCAGUCCUUGCUGUUGCUGAUUUGGAAAGGAAGGAUGUAAACUUGGACUUGAUUAAAGUAGAAGGUAAAGUUGGUGGGAAGCUAGAGGACACUGAGCUAAUAUACGGAAUCGCUGUUGACAAAGAUAUGAGCCACCCACAAAUGCCAAAGAGAAUCGAGGAUGCUAAUAUUGCCAUCCUUACCUGCCCAUUUGAGCCCCCAAAGCCCAAGACAAAGCAUAAGGUUGACAUUGACACUGUAGAAAAAUUCCAGACGAUGCGUGGACAAGAGCAGAAAUACUUUGAUGAAAUGGUUCAGAAAUGCAAGGAUGUUGGUGCAACCUUAGUUAUCUGUCAAUGGGGUUUUGAUGAUGAAGCCAAUCAUUUGCUUAUGCAAAGAAAUCUGCCUGCUGUCAGAUGGGUUGGUGGUGUUGAAUUGGAAUUGAUUGCCAUAGCUACAGGGGGGCGUAUUGUUCCAAGAUUCCAAGAGUUGACUCCUGAUAAGCUUGGGCAGGCUGGAUUGGUUAGAGAGAAGUCAUUUGGAACAACAAAGGAUCGAAUGCUUUGCAUUGAGAGGUGUGCAAAUUCCAGAGCUGUAACUAUCUUCAUCCGUGGCGGCAACAAAAUGAUGAUUGAGGAGGCCAAGCGAAGUAUUCACGACGCUCUGUGUGUGGCUAGAAAUCUGAUCCGCAAUAACUCUAUUGUUUAUGGUGGCGGCUCAGCUGAGAUAUCUUGCUCUGUUGCUGUCGAAGCUGCAGCAGAUCGAUAUGCUGGAGCCGAGCAGUAUGCAAUCAGGUCGUUUGCUGAUGCGCUGGAUGGGAUUCCACUAGCCUUGGCUGAAAACAGUGGUUUGCCACCUAUUGAUACGUUGACUGCAGUAAAAUCUCAGCAAAUUCAGGAGAACAAUCCCUACUGUGGCAUCGACUGCAAUGAUGUUGGGACCAACGAUAUGAGAGAACAGCACGUCUUUGAAACCCUGAUUGGCAAGCAACAACAGAUAUUAUUGGCAACACAGGUUGUGAAGAUGAUUCUCAAGAUCGACGAUGUUAUCACGCCGUCAGAGUUCUGA
This is a messenger RNA of Triticum turgidum subsp. durum (durum wheat), 1641 nucleotides long. NCBI's taxonomy places the organism in Eukaryota, Viridiplantae, Streptophyta, Magnoliopsida, Poales, Poaceae. The record is from the annotation of a GenBank genome assembly.